Nymphaea colorata (pocket water lily) is the source of this 1823-nucleotide messenger RNA. Its product is annotated as G2/mitotic-specific cyclin S13-7-like. The transcript is spliced from 10 exons. Gene Ontology annotation, cellular component: cyclin-dependent protein kinase holoenzyme complex; nucleus; centrosome. The coding region runs from base 228 to 1550 and encodes 440 amino acids. Gene Ontology annotation, biological process: regulation of cyclin-dependent protein serine/threonine kinase activity; mitotic cell cycle phase transition. Gene Ontology annotation, molecular function: cyclin-dependent protein serine/threonine kinase regulator activity. Lineage: Eukaryota; Viridiplantae; Streptophyta; Magnoliopsida; Nymphaeales; Nymphaeaceae. The record is from RefSeq and is a predicted model, not a curated record.
AAAGACUAUAGCGGGGCGGAAGACCAAAAGAGUACAGUCGAGAGACAGAGCAGGGGAGAGCGAGAGAAAUAAAAUGACAUCUCGCCUUCUUUAUUCCCUUUUGGUGGUUGUUUGAUUCGUUUAUCAAGACGGAGCAAAAAUUCGAUCAAGGUUCGCACGGAGGUCUCCGGUGUUUCUUUUCAUCGGUUUUUUCGACCCUUGGUGCGGCGGUAUUUGGACAAGAAGCAAUGGCUCCAAAGGUUAUGGUCCCUCAACAGCCUAGAGGUAACGCAGUAGCUGCCGGUAAGCAGAAGGCAGCAAUAGCGGAUGGGAAAAAUCGCCGAGCUUUAGGUGACAUCGGCAAUGUGGUAGAUGCCCGCUGUGCUGCGGAAGGGAAACCCCAAUUACCACAAGUUUCACGCCCCAUCACAAGGAGCUUUGGUGCUCAACUUCUUGCAAAAGCACAAGCAGCAGCAGCAAACAAGAAGCCUUUGCCAGCAGUACCACCAGUGGCUCAAGAGGGGAAGGCAGUCAGAAAGAAAGUAACUGCAAAAGUGAAAGUAGAGGAGGUGAUAGAGAAAAGCCCUCGCGCUAAGAAAGAAAGCAAAGGGAACCCAGAAACUAAAAAUAGUUCAAGAGAGGCUUCCUCCAAGAAAAAAGUUACCCUUACUUCUGUCCUCACAAGCAGGAGCAAAUAUGCUUGUGGGCUGUCUGGAAAACCAAAAGAAAGCGAUCACGACAUCGACAGCGCAGAUGCCGAGGAUCAGUUGGCCGUUGCUGAGUAUGUGGAAGAUAUAUACAAAUUUUAUAAACUUGCAGAGGUUUCAAUUCAAAUUCAUGACUAUAUGGACUCACAAUAUGAAAUAAACUCAAAGAUGAGAGCGAUACUGGUGGACUGGCUGAUUGAAGUUCAUUCGAGGUUUGAGCUAAUGCCCGAAACUCUCUACCUUGCAGUGCACAUUGUAGAUAGAUACCUUUCAACCAGAAGCUGCUGUAGAAGAGAUCUGCAAUUAGCCGGGAUGACAGCAAUGCUCAUAGCCUGCAAGUACGAAGAAAUUUGGGCACCUGAGGUCAAUGAUUUUGUAUGCAUAUCGGACAGAGCAUACAACAGAGAGCAAAUCCUCGUAAUGGAAAAGUCUAUUCUUAACCAUCUAGAGUGGAGCCUCACAGUGCCUACAGCUUACGUUUUCUUGCUCCGGUUCCUUAAGGCAGCUGCUUCAGAUAAGGAGAUGGAGAAUUUGGUGUUUUUCUUUGCUGAAAUGAGCCUGGUUGAGUACUGCAUGAUAGCCUACUGCCCAUCAAUUCUAGCUGCUUCUGCUGUCUAUGCCGCUCGCUGCACGCUCCACAGGACACCUUUAUGGACAGAGACUCUCAAGAGGCACACCUCCUACCCAGAGCAGCAGCUUAGAGAGUGUGCUAGCCGCAUGGUCCACUUCCAUGCAACGGCUGCAGAUAGCAAGCUAAAAGUUGUUUUCAGCAAGUACUCGAGUCCCCAGCUCGGCUCUGUCGCUCUCCUCCCUCCUGCGACCAACCUCCUGCUUUCAGACAGCAGGAGAGAUACUGCCUCCUGAUCGAUCAUCCGGCAUUCUUUUCUACAUUAUCUCUUUUGUCCGUGGGACGUCUCUGUCCCUUCUUCCCCCCUUCCUAUCGGCUGGCGUUAUUUAAUUUCCUGGUGUGGAUGAUGGGGAUUGGGUUACUCAUGUCUCACCAGUACAUGACGUAUUUCAUUUGAUUGACCAGUGUGUUGCUUUUAAUACAUAUGAAGGAAGUUGUGUGAUAUCUGAUCACAUGUAUGUACAUGCAACGUUUUUUUUUAUGGAUUAAUUCAAGUUGAUUUUUUAUCA